Acanthosepion pharaonis is the source of this 678-nucleotide messenger RNA. The record is from the annotation of a GenBank genome assembly. NCBI's taxonomy places the organism in Eukaryota, Metazoa, Mollusca, Cephalopoda, Sepiida, Sepiidae.
AUGUAUCAUCCUCCGUCAUAUAUAUCUAUCUUCUUCUGUCAUAUCUAUCUAUCUUCUUCUGUCAUAUCUAUCUAUCUUCGUCUGUCAUAUCUGUCUGACUAUAUUCGUCUGUCAUAUCUAUCUAUCUUCGUCUAUCAUAUCUGUCUAUUUAUCUUCGUCUGCCAUAUCUAUGUCUCUUUGUCUCUCAUAUAUAUCUAUCCUCGUCUGUCAUAUCUAUCUAUCUUCCUCUCUCAUGUAUAUCUAUCUAUCUUCAUCUGCCAUAUCGAUCUCUCUAUGGAUCUUCGUCGUCUUUCUACGCAUAUCCUGUCUGUCCAAUAUUUAAUUCUGUUCAUUCAUUCAUCUAUCUAUCUAUCUAUCUCUGUUCAUUAUCUAUCUAUCUAUCUAUCUAUCUAUCUAUUUAUCUAUCACAUCUAUCUAUCUAUCUAUCAUCUAUCUAUCAUUAUCUGUUUCAUUAUUAUCUAUCAUCUAUCUAUCUAUCUAUCCAUCUCUUCCAUCUAUCCAAUUCUGUUCAUUAUCCAUCUAUUCAUCCAUCCAAUUCUGUUCAUUAUCUAUCUAUCUAUUCUAUCUAUCUAUCUAUCUAUCUAUCAUCUAUCUAAUUCUGUUCAUUAUCUAUCUAUCUAUCUAAUUCUGUUCAUUAUCUAUCUAUCUAUCUAUCUAUCUAUCUAUCUAUCUAUCUAA